GCAGCACUCGGAAGUGACGUCAUGUGUUGUGAAUUGAGAGGGAGUUCGUAUGCGUGUUCGCGGAUUACGGGAAUCAAAAACAUAUUCUCAUAUAAAACUGUUAUCAGAAAACUGCACCGCUAGUUGGGUUGGACUUCGUUUUUAGGUUUAAUGACAUCACAGACAGGUGUAUAACUAGAAGAUCAUGCCUGAAAUCAAAGUCAAGCAUGUUGUAUCCUGCAGCAGUGAGGAUAAUACUCACAAAGCAGACAACCUCUUGAGCUCUGACACUUACAGGAAGUGGAAAGCUGCAAGACCCGGAGAGAAACAAGUUUCAGUCAUUCUUCAAUUUGAAAAGGAAGAGCAGAUUCACAGUAUAGAUAUUGGGAAUGAAGGUUCUGCGUUCGUUGAAGUCCUUGUCGGUCAUUCCACAUCGGUCAAAGAUCAAGAUUUUGAGGUUCUGUUGGUCACAUCGUCCUUCAUGUCUCCUACAGAGAGUCGAAACAGCACAAACACAAACAGGGUUCGCAUCUUCAGCACAAACCAGCUGGUAAAGGCCACGGCGUCAGAGAAAUGGGACCGUGUGAAAAUAGUCUGUACUCAGCCUUACACCAAGACAACAGCUUAUGGCAUCACCUUUAUAAAGUUUCAUUCACCUCCAGACGGCAGUGAAGAACCGAGCACAUCUCCAGCUAAAUUAACCAAACUGGGUCAGUUUCGAGUUAAAGAUGAGUCUCCGUCCUCUGGCUCCAGUAUUCAACCUGGCAGUCUGUUCUUCAAUAGAGAGAGUUCAUCUAAACCUCCCGCAGGACUUAAAGCAUCUCCUCAGAGCAGCAGGUUGAGUUACGCUACGGCCGCUCUGAAGACUGAAGGUCCGUCUGCUCAGAGUUCGAGCAGCACUGGCACCCAGCAGGCUCCUGUAAAGAGGAAGUUUGAGUUUAGUAAGGAGCGUUUGGAUGCCGUGGGUCCUCCGUCUAAACGACCCACAUCAUCUGAACCCACCCCUGUGACGCCUAAAUCUAAAGCAAACACCAGUCCCUCCACUAAACCUUCUCCAGCCCAGAAGACAGAAGAAAAGAAGCGAGAGAGUCCCAAAUCUAAGCCAGAGCCCAAACCCAAGGCCAAACCGGCUAAAGCAGUGCCUUUAAACCGCAUCAUGGAGGGAGUGGUGUUUGUUCUGAGCGGCUUUCAGAAUCCCUUUCGUGCAGAACUGAGAGAUAAAGCUGUGGCCAUGGGAGCUCGAUAUCGACCCGACUGGACCUCAGACUCCACGCAUCUCAUCUGUGCUUUCUCCAACACACCCAAGUACAGUCAAGUGAAAGCAGCCGGUGGCACAAUCGUCAGGAAAGAGUGGGUACUCGACUGUCACAAACGAAAAGAGAAGAUUCCCUUUAAACGGUAUCUUAUGGAUGGAGCCGAGUCCAGUUCAGAAAGUGAUGAAGAAGAAGAGGAGGAGAGUGAAGAGGAAACAAAAAGAGUAGUGAAAACUCCAGAAAAGAGGGAUGUGACCCCAAAAAAGCAGCCCAUCAAGAAAGAGGAGGAAGAGUAUGAAGCUUCAACAGAUGAAGAAGCCCAAGAGGAAGAUGUGUCUGGCAUGGACACUGAAGAUGAACUGAACAGGGUGGAGAUGGAGAGGAAGAAGAAGGGAAGCGUCGCUGAGGUUAAAGAUGAAGAUCCGUACGGCGGCUCCACUGAUGAGAACACCGACGCUGAGGAAGAGGAAGAUAAACCCAUACCUGAACUUCCAGACUUCUUAACAGGAAAGUUCUUCUAUCUUUACGGCACAUUUCCCGACAACCAGAAGAGACUACUUCAGCGUUACAUCAUCGCCUUUAACGGAGCUGUUGAAGACUACAUGAGCGAGAAGGUGCAGUUUGUUGUCACCAGUCAAGGAUGGGAUGAAUCCUUUGAAGAUGCGCUGAUGGAAAAUGGAAAUCUGAGUUUUGUGAAGCCCUCCUGGAUAUUGGCCAUCAAUGACAGGCAGAAGAUGUUGCCGUAUCAGCCGUACACAGUUGUUCCUUAAAAGACGACAGUAAUCAGAGUAAUGAGCUGAGCAGACCCGAGUCGUCUUAAACCAACAGUUCAACCAAAAAUCAAACUUCUGUCAUCAUUAACUCGUCCUUUAUUUGUUCAUUGUUGGAACAGAACAGAUGUUAAACCGUAUGUCUGAGCUGCUGUUAUAAUAAAGGUGAUUUUAUUUUGUCAUCAAGGUCCAAAAACAACAAAUAAACAAGCAAAUCUAGUCCAAAUAUCUAAAGCCAAGUGAUUCCUCUGGGCUGAUGUUAAACCCUUCAUGUGUUUUCAAGAAUGUUAAUUGAGGUCUGUUCCUCGUGUAAUGAUUUCAUAUGCCUACAGAUGACUGUGUUAUAUAAUUAGAUGGGAUUAUAACCCUAAAAAAGACGAUUAAUGAUGAGUUUUAUUUGUCCUGACAAAGCUCUUAGUUACUCUCUGUCUAUCUUCACAUGAUGUUUAGAAAGUCAUACGAGGUUUGAUGGACAUGAAGAAAGUUAAUGAAUUGUCAGUAACAUCAGCAUGUGAAUCAGACUGAACCACACAGAUCUGAAGAUGAAAGACAUGCUGAUUUAUAUUUAUGAGCGCUCACCACAGACGUCGGUUCACCCGCAAUUAAAAAGUGCAUUUAUUAAGCUGUUUAUGAAUCCUUUAAAUAUUCAUUUUUAAAGACUUGGAGUCUCAGAUCUGACUUUCGCAGAACAUUCAUAUUCAUAUGUAUUUAGUUAAUUAUUCAUAGCUGUUUUAUAUUCAUGGUGGUUGCCCUCAUUACUCUGUUUAAAUCCUGGACGUCUAUCUGUAGGUGUGUCUUUGUGAUUAAUAUUUCAUGAAUAUUCAGAUAAGAGUGCAUUAUUUAGGAAAUAUUAAUAGGAAGUACCUAGACACUUGAUUAAAAAACUUCCUCAUUAAUGACACACAACACAUUCUUGUGGUUUUUUUAAUGUCAUGAGAUUAUUUUAAUAUUUUAUUGGACUUGUGGUUCAUGGUGUUUAUUUUGAAGUUCUGUAGCAUUUUUCAGUGUCAUUUCUUUUGAAAUCGUUCAUAAUAAAGAUUUGAAAAUACA
Messenger RNA from Paramisgurnus dabryanus, 3052 nucleotides. RefSeq names its product X-ray repair complementing defective repair in Chinese hamster cells 1 (gene xrcc1). The record is from RefSeq and is a predicted model, not a curated record. Gene Ontology annotation, biological process: double-strand break repair via nonhomologous end joining; base-excision repair; single strand break repair. NCBI's taxonomy places the organism in Eukaryota, Metazoa, Chordata, Actinopteri, Cypriniformes, Cobitidae. Gene Ontology annotation, cellular component: nucleus. Gene Ontology annotation, molecular function: damaged DNA binding.